AUGAUAGAAUGGUUAGGGGAAAAAAAUAUCGGCUAUCCAGAAAAGCCAAUGAAGGAUCAAAUAUGGAGCAUUGUCAGCGCAAACUGCCCCAAAGAGAAAAAGUACUACCUUGAUGAAUAUGUUAAGCCUUUAGGACAUAAAAUUUUACGGUUACCGCCAUACCACUGCCAAUUUAAUGCGAUUCAAAUGGUGUGGUCUCAGUGUAAACGAAAAUACGAUCAGUACAUUGCAAAUUUUAAGGGAUCACCACAAGAGGUUUUGGCAACAUGGGAAAGGGUUAUCGGGGAGAUUUCUAGGGAUAUCGGGGAGAUUUCUAGGGAUAAUUGGGAGAAAUACGUAAACCAUACGGACAAAGUAAUACAAGAGGCUUGGGGAGCAGUACAAGUUUGUGAUGCUUCUGACAUCCCACCUUUUGUUAUCACUACAGACGCAGAUGACGACCUUACUGACGACGAAUACUUUGAUUUUGACUCUGACGAUACGGACGAGGGCGACUAA
This is a messenger RNA of Photinus pyralis (common eastern firefly), 498 nucleotides long. RefSeq lists its product as uncharacterized. Gene Ontology annotation, molecular function: nucleic acid binding. Lineage: Eukaryota; Metazoa; Arthropoda; Insecta; Coleoptera; Lampyridae. The record is from RefSeq and is a predicted model, not a curated record. Bases 1 to 498 code for a protein of 165 amino acids. The transcript has a single exon.